This is a messenger RNA of Bombus pyrosoma, 2080 nucleotides long. RefSeq names its product venom allergen 5.02-like. Gene Ontology annotation, cellular component: extracellular region. The record is from RefSeq and is a predicted model, not a curated record. The transcript has 7 exons. Bases 1287 to 2000 code for a protein of 237 amino acids. NCBI's taxonomy places the organism in Eukaryota, Metazoa, Arthropoda, Insecta, Hymenoptera, Apidae.
UCUACAGCUCGUGCAUAACUCAAAUCUAAUCCAAACCUAUCUCAAGCUUCUACUUCUUGGUCUAACUGUAGCCUGCAUGAAAUCUAAUUUGAAUCUCGGACGACUAAGGAAAUACAUCGAUUACACGUGAAAUUAUUCUACGAUCGAGAUUGCACUUUUAAAAUUCAUUACCUGGGAACAUCACGAUUUGUCCCAGUGUGUGUUGAAUCACGUGUACUCAGCUGCAGACUUAUGAGAGGGAAAUCCCGAUAAUCCUGAAUGGUAUGGCUGAACUUGAAUGAUAAAAAACAUUUUGUAGUUACUGUUCUUCAUCCUUAUCUCCAAUUGUAAGUCCAAGCAUAAAGAUAGCAUUGGACGCAAACAUAAGUUUCGAGCGCUUAUUCAAUGAUCAUACAUAGACUCAUAAAUGUGCUGAGAGCGAGUGGUGAAUAAUUGUUUAUAACUGCUAUAUUGGUUCGUAAAGCUGAGAGCUAUAAACUGAACUAGAACUAGACCUAGACCCAGACCUAGACCUAGACCUAGACCUAACUCUCAUAGAACCUAACGUAGACUUAGAUCUAGAAGUACACAUAGAUUCAAUUGCUAAUCCUGUUCUCUCGAUCUUGCCAUUUCCGGUUAAAUUUUAUUCUUUCAACGUUAAAAAAUAUCUCAAAUUUGAAGAAAAUAUGGGAACAUUCUUAUCGGUACGUAUCCUUUGUCGUUUGAAUUGCAUGAUGAAAUACUGUCAUAAAACAUUCCGAAUCUUCUUCGUUUGCUAAAAUGAAAGCCGAAUUGAAACGUAAAAAUUCGAUGAUCUUGUAGCAUGGUUAAACCUGACAUUGACCUUAAGUCGAAUGGAACCGAAAUCUGACUGGCUUUGAUCUUACCUUUCUAAUACCCGCUUAACUGAUAUUUAAUUCUCUACGACUGAAAAUUGUCAGGAUAUUGUUAAUCUUCUGGCGAUCUGUUAAACAAAAAGCUGCUCCCUCGAUGGCCUUGAAACCAGUCACCCUGACCUAUGCAACCGGUCCCCACCAUGUAAACUGGUAGCGCGAACAAUUACACGGCCCAAGCCAUGAGACAGGUGAAUAUAAAGGCAGUCGCACGACCGUGCUAAGCUAUUAGUCCGCUUGCUUCCGACGACCGGUUCUCACCGGUCAAUCGGCCGGUUUUAUAGUUCGAUUGACCUAUGUUCACGUAUUUAAGGCAACCAUACACACUUUAUCGACUUACGCAUUAAUUUUCGUUGUGCAACGCGGGAAAAUCCGAAUUGACUGCUGCCGGACGCGAGUUAGCAAUUGAAGAAGAUGAUGCUCGACAGAAAUGCCAGGCAACUGACGUUGAUCUUGACCGUGGUCUCCGUGGCCUCCGCCAACAAUCUGUGGCCAUCGUGCUCCGGGAAAACUAUGAUGAGAUCCACAGAUUUAUCCUGCGAGGAGAAACAGACCAUCUUAGACGAGCAUAAUCGCUUGAGACAACUAGUGGCUCUGGGCCAGAUUAAUGGACAGCCCAGUGCUGCCAAUAUGAGAGAAAUGAUCUGGGACGACGAAUUGGCUGCCAUGGCGCAAAGGUGGACGAAUCGGUGCGCUGAGAUCCACGACGAUCUCAGGAAUGUUCGCAGGUUCUCUGUGGGACAAAAUAUGGCUCGAGCAUGGACAACGAGGCCCCCGGGACCGUACGACGACCAGCCAAACUGGCGCCAGAUGAUCAACGGCUGGUUCGACGAGGUACAUCACUAUCAAACAGGCUAUAGCGAUGCCACCGGCCAUUACACUCAGCUCGUCUGGGGUGACACAUACCUAGUGGGCUGUGGCUACUCCUUCUAUUACGAUCCUGCCCGGGGCUACACCAAGAACUACGUCUGUAACUAUGGGCCCAGCGGGAACGUGAUCGGCUUUGAACCGUAUCAAUCGGGCCAGCCUGCCUGUGGCAAUUACGGGAUGCUUUAUUCAAAUCGAUACGCUGGCCUUUGUUCUGCGGAACACUACUACUAUCUGGGAGCACUGUGCAGUUAUGGUUAAUGAUUUUCAUAUUCACAUGCAGAAACAGACAAGUGAUUCAACUGGUUUUCCAAGGACCACGCGUCGUCAAAGCCGAUCGA